AUGGCGCCCCAACUCGACGGCUACUUCUCCCAGGUUGACAAGCUCUCCGACCACUUCAUCGACCGUCUCGCCAAGGCCGUCGCCAUCCCCUCCAUAUCCGCUGAUGCCGCCCGCCGUCCCGAUGUCGUUCGCAUGGGCGAGUGGCUCGCCGCCGAGCUCAAGACCCUCGGCGCCAGCGUCGAGCUGCGCCCGCUCGGAAAGCAGCCCGACCAGCCUCAGCUAGACCUGCCGCCCGUCAUUCUGGCCAGGUACGGAGAGGACAAGAACAAGCGCACGAUUCUAGUGUACGGACACUACGAUGUCCAGCCCGCCGAGAAGAGCGACGGCUGGGCUACAGAGCCUUUUACACUGACUGUCGGCGAGGACGGUCGCAUGUUUGGCCGUGGCUCGACCGACGACAAGGGUCCUGUCCUGGGUUGGCUGAACGCCAUCGAGGCACACCAGAAGGCUGGCGUUGAUUUCCCCGUCAACUUGCUCAUGUGCUUUGAGGGUAUGGAGGAGUACGGUUCCGAGGGCUUGGACGAGCUCAUUGAGAAGGAGGGCAAGGGCUACUUCAAGGACGCCGAGGCUGUCUGCAUCUCGGACAACUACUGGCUGGGAACGGAGAAGCCGUGUCUGACAUACGGUCUGAGAGGAUGCAACUACUACAGCGUCGAGAUCUCGGGACCUGGUGCCGAUCUGCACUCUGGUGUGUUUGGCGGAACUGCGCAAGAGCCCAUGACAGAUCUUGUCCGGGUCUUGGGUAGCUUGGUUGAUACCCACGGCAAGAUUCAAAUCCCCGGCAUCAUGGAUCAGGUCGCACCCGUUACCUCUGAGGAAGAGGGUCUAUAUGAUAACAUUAGCUUUACCAUGGACAACCUGCACGAGUCACUAGGCUCCAAGACCACCAUCUUCGAGGACAAGAAGCCCACCCUCAUGGCCCGCUGGAGAUACCCAUCCCUCUCCGUCCACGGUGUUGAGGGUGCCUUUUCCGCGCCCGGAGCCAAGACUGUCAUUCCUGCCAAGGUCAUUGGCAAGUUUUCGAUCCGUACUGUGCCCAACAUGGAGAUUGAGCAGACCAACGAGGCCGUAUACGCCUACGUCAAGGAGGUCUUUGCCAAGCUGGGCUCCAAGAACACCCUCAAGGUGUACGCCCAACAUACUGGCAAGUGGUGGGUCGCCAGCCCCAACCACUGGAACUUCCGCGCCGCCGACAAGGCCGUCGAGAGGGUCUGGGGCGUCAAGCCCGACUAUACUCGCGAGGGAGGCUCCAUCCCCGUCACCCUAACCUUUGAGCAGGCUACUGGCAAGAAUGUGUUGCUGCUGCCCAUGGGAAGCUCUACCGACGGUGCCCACUCGAUCAACGAGAAGCUGGACAAGAAGAACUACAUUGAGGGUAUCAAGUUGUUGGGCGCAUAUCUGCACUACGUCGCCGAGGAGGAGCAGACUAACUAG
Pestalotiopsis fici W106-1 is the source of this 1434-nucleotide messenger RNA. RefSeq names its product Cys-Gly metallodipeptidase dug1. The record is from RefSeq and is a predicted model, not a curated record. The coding region runs from base 1 to 1434 and encodes 477 amino acids. Gene Ontology annotation, biological process: proteolysis. Lineage: Eukaryota; Fungi; Ascomycota; Sordariomycetes; Amphisphaeriales; Sporocadaceae. The transcript has a single exon. Gene Ontology annotation, molecular function: metallodipeptidase activity.